Molecule: messenger RNA, 2631 nt
Organism: Phyllostomus hastatus (greater spear-nosed bat)
Lineage: Eukaryota; Metazoa; Chordata; Mammalia; Chiroptera; Phyllostomidae
Gene: ZNF446
Product: zinc finger protein 446
Exons: 7
Coding region: 359-1648 (429 amino acids)
Biological process (GO): regulation of DNA-templated transcription
Source: RefSeq, a predicted model, not a curated record
GCCGCCAGUGAAGGAAGGAAACUCCAUAAACUGAACUACGCUGCAGAUUCCUCUACGAGGAAUGGAGCGCCUCUUAGUAGUGAAAGAUCUCGGAAAAUGAGCCUCCGCUGGCGGAUGCCGCGACUGUCCUUGCGUGUUGAAGCUCAUGGGAAACGUAGUCCUAAGGGAGGGGGCGGUGUCUUCGGAGCAGGGGUGUGAUUGGCCAGAACUGUGUCGCCAAGGCAACGCGAGGGAAGGGUGAGGCGGGGCGUCCUGCGAGAGGUGGGAGAGGAGCGGAGGUGCCAUUGACCGGAAGUGGCCUGCGGGCGCGGUAGCUGAGGUUCCCCUUGGUGGCUCCAAGAAGACUCCUGACACAAAAAUGCCAUCCUCACUGGACUCCCCACUCCUGCCCUCCAUGGACCCUGAGGCCACCUUAGAGGACCCUGAGGCAGCGCGCCUGCGCUUCCGGCGGUUCUGCUACCAGGAGGUGGCCAGUCCCCAAGAAGCUCUGUCCCGGCUUCAAGAGCUCUGCCGCCAGUGGCUGCGGCCAGAGGUGCACUCCAAGGAGCAGAUGCUGGAGCUACUGGUACUGGAACAGUUUCUGGGCUCACUGCCUGCUGAGAUCCAGGCCUGGGUACGAGUCCAGAGACCAGGUAGCCCUGAGGAGGCUUUGGCCCUGGUCGAGGGCUUGCAGCAUGAUCCUGGGCAACUACUGGGCUGGAUCACAGCCCACGUCCUGAAACAAGCAGUGCUCCCAGCAGCACAGCAGGCAGAGGACUCACUGGGGAGACCCCACUCUCCAGGAAUAGUAGAGCCCCUCAGGGCAGCUGCUGGGGAGGGGCCACAGGAUGCCCAGAAGAAGGGGUCUGCUCAGCCCAACUGCAGCGUGAAGGUGGAGCCUGAUGCGGAUGGGCAGGAAAUGGUACCUGGUAGUCCCUUAAAUCCAGCCCAGUCCCAAGAGGGGCCAGUUGGACAUGGGGAACCUGACUCCGCCUCCUUCCAUCCACCCAGGAUUCAGGAGGAGUGGGGGCUGCUGAAUCCGUCACAGAAGGAGCUGUACUGGGACGCCAUGCUGGAGAAGUACGGCUCAGUGGUCUCCCUGGCAGGGUUACCACCCCCUAGGCUUGAUGCAUCUGCGGAGUUGGAGCCAGGGGCACUGAGCGCAGGGACAGAGGACCCAGGAAGCCUCUGUCAGCGAGGUGAGAGUGAGGGUCCUCCAGGCUGCCCCGAGUCCCCGCUGUCCUGGGAGGGCCCGUCUGGGGCCACCGCAUUGGUCCCACCGCCACCUGUGCCGAGCACCGCGCGCAAGCCCUACACCUGUGAGCAGUGCGGCCGUGGUUUCGACUGGAAGUCGGUGUUCGUCAUCCACCACCGGACACACACCGGUGGGCAGGGUGCUCAGGCCUCAGCUCUGACCGUCGCGGGUGCUGAGAAGCCGCUGCAGAGUCCCCGGGAGCCAGGUGCCCUGCGCCACCCCCGGCGCACAGCCCCUCGGAACUACGCCUGCGAGGAGUGCGGGCGCAGCUUCAGUUGGAAGUCGCAGCUGGUCAUCCACCGCAAGAGCCACGUUGGCCAGCAGCGCCACUUCUGCGGUGACUGCGGCCGCGGCUUCGACUGGAAGUCCCAGCUAGUCAUCCACAGGAAGAGCCACCGGCUGGAGGCCCCGUGAGCGGCCGGAGAAGGCCCAUUCAUUCAUCUUAGCAAUCUUGUCCUCAGGACCUGGACGCAGCCUGGAAGACCAGGAGGCAGUAGAGGGCGCUGUAGUAAAUCAAGGUUCCCAGGAAGCCACCUGGGUGCAAGAAAAGAAGCUGCUCUUGCGCGCCCCCGCGCCCCUUCCCAUCUGAAGUGAGGCCUGGUAGAAUCCACCCUGACCAGUGGCUGAGGGGUGACUUUCAAGCUUGGGUCUCCCUAUCUGUGGUGCGAUGCAGGCUGACAACUUUUCCAAGCUCUGGGACCUCGUUAGCCUCAGGUAGAUGCUCAACAACUGCCUCUUCCCACCCUUCCUGAGACAGCAGAGUCCGGGGUGAACAUGUGGGAGAUGCAGAAAGCCCAGGAGAGCAGUGGCCUACUUCUGUUUGCAAGCAGAGAGAAAACUAAUGGUCCUUCAUAUGUGUUGUAGAUUUUUAACGAAUCCCACUUUUAUGGUAGGGAAGUUUCUGUGUAACAACUCUGAUUUCUGGCCUCUGCUGGUCAGAUCAGCCGUUCCGCUCCUCCUGCCUGGCAGCUGGGGCCACUGAGUAGCAAACCCAUGAGAAGGUCCAGCGGUUCUGGUCCCCGGCCCACCUUGUUCCUAUACUGCACACGUCAGUCUCCUAGCCUUGUUGUCCUUUGAGCUCUUGAGUCCCAGCUUGAGUGGACACUAAGGGACUUACAUUUUAAGCAUGGGUAGACAAGGGUGGCCCCACGAAAAUGGGACACAAACAUGUGACUUAGGCCAUGCACACCUGCAGGUCAGGACUGUGUCCCCACGGCCCACACAGUAGGUCAGUGGAUCACAAAGUUAGAGAAAAAAGGAUUAACUGCCUGCUGUGUAUGGAGGUAUGUCUGGAUUCCUAGGCAGACAUUUGGGACUUUGUUCAAUACACUGUGUUAGUUUCCUGUUGUUGCUGUAACAAACUUGGUGGCUUGAAACAACACGCAUUUAUUCUCUCA